CGGGGCACGGCACGUCCUCACCUCACCGCCGACGAUCGGUCACGUGUGCAGCAGCGCACACCGCGUGCUCCACGCCCUGCGCACGCGCUCCUCCUCCCUUGCCGUAAUAAGAGCCUCACGUCCCGCUGUCUGCUGCUGCUGCUGCUGCUGCUGGACACUGAAAAUCUCCCCGGCGGGGCGGCGGCCACGAACAACCAAGCUCGAUACUGCCAUCCUCCUUCAUCGCUUCACCGGGACCCAAUAAACAACUGAUCCACCCGGCGAGAUUGCACACAUGGGUUCCCUCACAGGUUCUCGGAUGAUGGAUUUGUGGUGCGGGGGCCCAAUUUGCUCCAGCCAGGAUGUCGCCUCAUGCGCGUUCAAGGAAACAUUCGAUUCCUCCACCUGCACGAAUCAUCUAGUGGUGACCGGCAUCGCAGCGCUCUUCGUAGUGGUGCUCGCAAUCCAGUUGAUUGUCAAAAUUUGCAAGAGUGGAGCAUCUGCGCGGCAGCUGGUCGCGCUCAGCUCACCGCUGCAUCUGUCUGCUGUGGUGUUCAAUGGCAGCUUGGGUCUGGUUUACCUUGGGCUGGGGCUGUGGAUGCUGGGGAGUAACGUCAGUCAAGAUGCUUCUGCUUACCUGCCACAUUCGUGGCUUGUAAAUUUAUCUCAAGGAUUGUGUCUGAUACUUGCCGCCUGCACUUUCAGCAUCAGGCCUAGGUUUGUUGGAGAGCCGUUUGUUCGGUCUUGGUCAGUCUUGCUGACCAUCUUCGCAGCUUUCAUCUGUUGUUCUUCAGUUGUUAAUAUUGUUGAACAGAAGACCAUCACCAUCAAGGCUUGUUUAGAUGUUCUGUCCUUACCAGCUGCACUACUCAUCCUUCUCUAUAGCUUUUGGUGCCCGCAUGAUGAAGAAGGUUAUGCAGGAGUUGGAAAUGGUCUAUACAAGCCCCUGAAUAUCGAGAUAGACCAUGAGGUUGCUGAUUCUGAGAUUCAGGUUACUCCCUUUGCUAAAGCUGGUUUUUUCAGCGAGAUGUCGUUUUGGUGGUUGAAUCCUCUAAUGAAGAUGGGAUAUGUGAAGCCUCUUGAGGACAAAGACCUUCCACUUUUAGGCGCCAAUGAUCGAGCACAGAAUCAGUACAUGAUGUUCAUGCAGAAGCUGAACAGCGAGAAGCAGUCAGAGUCACUUGCCGCACCAUCAAUCUUCUGGACGAUUGUUUCUUGUCACAAGCGUGCAAUCUUGGUCUCAGGAUUCUUCGCUUUGCUCAAGGUUCUCACAGUAUCUACAGGCCCAGUACUUCUCAAGGCAUUCAUCAAUGUAUCUCUUGGGAAAGGUACCUUUAAAUAUGAAGGGCAUGUGCUUGCUGCGGUAAUGUUCAUCUGCAAAUUUUGUGAAUCAUUGUCGCAGAGACAGUGGUAUUUCCGGACACGGAGAUUAGGACUGCAGGUGAGGUCAUUACUGUCAGCAGCUAUUUAUAAGAAGCAACAGAAGCUAUCAAACGCAGCAAAAAUGAAGCACUCUUCUGGAGAAAUUAUGAACUAUGUCACCGUUGAUGCCUACCGGAUUGGGGAAUUUCCAUACUGGUUCCAUCAAACAUGGACAACAAGUGUUCAACUUUGCAUUGCUCUAGCAAUUCUGUACAACGCGGUUGGUGCUGCGAUGGUUUCAUCAUUGAUUGUGAUCGUUAUCACCGUACUCUGCAAUGCCCCCCUUGCCAAACUGCAACACAAAUUUCAGAGUAAACUUAUGGAAGCACAAGAUGUGAGAUUAAAGGCCAUGUCCGAGUCAUUAGUUCAUAUGAAAGUUUUGAAACUUUACGCAUGGGAGGGUCAUUUCAAGAAGGUCAUCGAAGGGUUGAGGGAGGUUGAGUACAAGUGGUUGUCAGCAUUCCAGCUUAGGAGGGCAUACAACAGUUUCCUGUUCUGGUCAUCACCUGUUUUGGUUUCGGCGGCAACAUUUCUAACAUGUUAUCUUCUCAAAAUCCCACUUGAUGCUAGCAAUGUAUUCACCUUUGUGGCAACUUUACGCCUGGUGCAAGACCCAAUAAGGUCAAUACCAGAUGUUAUUGGUGUUGUGAUACAAGCUAAGGUUGCUUUCACUCGGAUAUCAAAGUUUCUUGAUGCACCUGAGCUGAAUGGGCAAGUUAGAAAGAAAUACUAUGUUGGUAUUGAUUAUCCCAUAACGAUGAAUUCGUGCAGUUUUUCGUGGGAUGAAAAUCCAUCAAAAGCAACUCUAAAGAAUAUAAAUUUGGUUGUCAAAGGUGGAGAAAAGGUUGCAAUCUGUGGAGAGGUAGGAUCAGGAAAGUCGACACUUUUGGCUGCUGUACUCGGAGAAGUACCAAAAACAGAUGGCACGAUUCAAGUUUCUGGGAAAAUGGCGUAUAUUUCUCAGAAUGCAUGGAUCCAGACAGGAACUGUGCAAGACAAUAUUCUCUUUGGAUCUCCGAUGGACACACAAAGAUACGAAGAUACACUCGCGAGGUGCUCAUUGGUGAAGGACCUUGAACUUUUGCCAUAUGGAGAUUUUACUCAAAUUGGGGAGAGAGGAGUAAAUCUUAGUGGUGGCCAGAAGCAGCGCGUCCAGCUUGCUCGUGCACUAUACCAAAAUGCAGAUAUAUAUCUUCUUGAUGACCCUUUCAGUGCUGUUGAUGCUCAUACAGCAACAAGUCUCUUCAAUGAAUAUGUCAUGAGUGCUCUGUCAGACAAGACUGUUCUUUUGGUGACCCACCAAGUGGAUUUUCUACCCGUAUUUGACUCCAUUUUGUUAAUGUCAGAUGGAGAGGUUAUUCGGUCUGCACCUUAUCAAGAUCUCUUGGAAAAUUGUGAAGAAUUUAAGGAACUUGUAAAUGCCCAUAAAGAUACAGUUGGUGUUUCAGACCUUAACAAAAAUAUCCCCCUUCAAAGAACUAAGGAAAUAUCAGCAAAUGAAACUGAUGGUAUUCAUGGAGGCAGAUACAUAGAGUCUGUAAAGCAAUCACCAGUAGAUCAACUGAUCAAGAAAGAGGAAAGAGAGACAGGGGAUGCAGGUUCUAAGCCUUAUAUGCUUUACCUACGCCAGAACAAAGGCUUUCUGUAUGCUUCCAUUUGUGUUAUUUCCCACAUAAUUUUCAUAGCUGGGCAAAUAUCACAGAAUUCAUGGAUGGCUGCUAAUGUCCAAAACCCUCACGUUAGCACGCUGAAGUUAAUUUCGGUGUACAUUAUUAUUGGACUUUGCACAAUGCUCUUCUUGCUAUCAAGAUCUUUAUCAGUCGUUGUUCUUGGGAUCGAGACAUCAAGAUCAUUGUUUUCCCAGCUACUCAAUUCUUUGUUCCGUGCACCAAUGUCCUUUUUUGAUUCUACUCCGUUAGGAAGGGUUCUUAGCCGGGUCUCUGCAGAUUUGAGUAUCGUUGACCUUGAUGUUCCAUUUGCCUUCAUGUUCAGCCUAAGUGCCAGCUUAAAUGCAUAUAGCAAUCUAGGGGUAUUGGCUGUUGUUACGUGGCAAGUUCUGUUUGUAUCCGUGCCUAUGAUAGUUUUGGCAAUUAGGUUGCAGAGGUACUAUCUAGCCUCGGCUAAGGAAUUGAUGCGGAUCAAUGGCACUACCAAGUCUGCUCUAGCAAAUCACUUGGGUGAAUCUAUUUCAGGGGCUAUUACAAUAAGGGCCUUCGAGGAAGAAGAUCGUUUCUUUGUUAAAAAUUUGGAUCUUGUUGACAAGAAUGCAAGUCCAUAUUUCUACAAUUUUGCAGCGACUGAAUGGUUGAUUCAACGCCUGGAAAUAAUGAGUGCUGCAGUUCUUUCUUUUUCUGCCUUUGUCAUGGCUGUUCUUCCUCAAGGAACUUUUAGCCCUGGUUUUGUGGGAAUGGCAUUGUCCUAUGGUCUUUCCCUAAAUAUGUCAUUUGUUUUCUCUAUUCAAAACCAAUGCAACCUUGCAAAUCAAAUAAUCUCGGUGGAACGGGUGAACCAGUACAUGGACAUACAAAGUGAAGCAGCAGAAGUUGUUAUAGAAAAUCGACCGGCACCAGAUUGGCCCCAAGAUGGCAAUGUGGAGCUUAUAGAUUUGAAGAUUAGAUAUCGGAAAGAUACCCCCCUCGUACUACAUGGAAUCACUUGCAGGUUUGAAGGUGGAGAUAAGAUCGGUAUAGUUGGCCGAACAGGAAGUGGCAAGACAACAUUAAUCGGUGCAUUGUUUCGUCUUGUUGAACCUGCUGAAGGGAGAAUUAUUAUAGACUCUGUGGACAUCAGCACGAUAGGCUUACAUGACCUACGUUCGCGUUUGGGUAUCAUUCCACAAGAUCCAACACUUUUUCAGGGUACAGUAAGAUACAAUCUAGACCCCCUUGGGCAAUUCUCGGAUCAACAAAUAUGGGAGGUUCUUGGUAAAUGUCAACUUCUGGAAGCUGUCCAGGAGAAGGAACAGGGGUUGGACUCGCAUGUUGUGGAAGAUGGGUCGAACUGGAGCAUGGGCCAAAGACAGCUCUUCUGUCUGGGACGCGCACUUUUGAGAAGGUGCCGUAUCUUAGUUCUUGAUGAAGCCACAGCCUCUAUAGACAAUGCAACAGAUGCUGUCCUUCAGAAGACAAUCCGGACAGAAUUCAAGUAUUGCACAGUUAUUACAGUUGCCCACCGUAUACCAACAGUAAUGGACUGCGAUAUGGUACUUGCAAUGAGCGAUGGGAAAGCAGUGGAGUAUGACAAGCCUACGAAGCUUAUGGAAACUGAAGGAUCUCUGUUCCGCGAUCUGGUCAAGGAGUAUUGGUCGUACACAUCGAACACAAAUAUUUAGAAGCGUGUUCUGUUUAUGCGAUUUCACUUGCAACAUAUUUUCAAGAGAGAUGCUUGCGUCGGAGUAGAAGAUUCACGGCAUAGCCAGAGGAAUUCACUAAUUGGAAUAUGAAGGAAAGAAAAUCUCGACUGCCAGUUAUUAUGUGUAAAUACCUUGUGUGAUUGUUGAGCUGUAACAUUUGUGAGCAACCUUGGAUAAAUUAAUAAAAGGCCAUAUACAUCGGUCCAUGCAGAGGCCAGCCGGGGCUUUCCCCAUUUAGAAAAAAAUUUCUCUGUAAACA
Molecule: messenger RNA, 5012 nt
Organism: Lolium perenne
Lineage: Eukaryota; Viridiplantae; Streptophyta; Magnoliopsida; Poales; Poaceae
Product: ABC transporter C family member 10
Biological process (GO): transmembrane transport
Cellular component (GO): membrane
Molecular function (GO): ABC-type transporter activity; ATP hydrolysis activity; ATP binding
Source: RefSeq, a predicted model, not a curated record